AUGAAGGUUAUCCUCGCCAUCAAUGCCGGGUCCAGCUCGGUCAAAAUCUCAGUCUACACAUCGGAGAAGAGCGCGGUGCCCCGCGAGAUCGCAGAAGCUCAGAUCAGCGGCCUCACUGCCCCACCAGCACAGCUCACUUACAAACGUCUCGGCGAAAAGGUCAUCAAGGCCAAAGAGGUCGGCGAUGCUGUCAAGAACCAGGAGGAUGCCUUCGAUCUGCUUCUCGAUACCUUCGUCGACGAUACGGAGCUGAAGGAGAUCUCGUCCAAGAAGGAUAUUGCGAUUGCCAGCCACCGCAUCGUCCACGGCGGCGACUACGACUGCUCCCAGAUCAUCACAUCAGACACGUAUCACCACCUCGAAGAGCUCAGCGACCUCGCGCCGCUUCACAAUGGUGUCGCCCUGAGCAUUGUCGAUACAUGCAUCAAGGCGCUCCCCGAAACCGUCAAUGUCGCCUGCUUCGACUCGCAGUUCCACACAACUAUACCACCCCACAUCUACACAUAUCCCAUUAACCCCAAGAUCGCAAAGAGCAAUCGCCUGCGGAAGUAUGGCUUCCACGGCAUCAGCUACGCCUUCAUUACGCGAUCGGUAGCCGAAUACCUCAAUAAGGACGUCGGCGAGCUCAACAUGAUCGCCCUCCAUCUGGGCAGCGGUGCCAGUGCCUGCGCCAUCAAGGGAGGCAAGAGCUGGGAUACGAGCAUGGGACUGACGCCUCUGGCCGGCCUCCCAGGUGCAACCCGAAGCGGCAGUGUUGAUCCAAGUCUUGUCUUCCACUAUGCCAGCGAUGUGGGGAAGCUGUCCCCUGCCUCCACCAAACACCUUCACAUCUCGCGCGCGGAGGAGAUUCUCAACAAAGAGAGCGGAUGGAAAUCCAUGACGGGCACCACCAACUUUGGUGUUGUUGCCGAUUCGGAUGACCCCACUCACCGCCUCGCUUUUGACAUCUUUGUUGACCGCGUCUCGGCCUUUAUUGGAUCCUACUUUGUCUCUCUGGAAGGCCGCGUUGACGCUCUUGUCUUUGCCGGUGGGAUCGGCGAGCACAGCGCCAAGCUCCGGGCCGCUGUGGUCGAGCGAGUCUCUUGUCUAGGUUUUGCGAUUGAUGAGACUCGCAACCAGGAGCCCCUCAAGGACGUGGUCCAGGAGCUUGGCAGUCCCGACGCCUCUCAACGAGUGCUUGUCUGCCAGACGGACGAGCAACUUGAGAUGGCCAGGCUAUGCGCAGAAAAGGAAGACCUGUGGUAA
Molecule: messenger RNA, 1245 nt
Organism: Fusarium falciforme
Lineage: Eukaryota; Fungi; Ascomycota; Sordariomycetes; Hypocreales; Nectriaceae
Product: Putative acetate kinase
Exons: 2
Coding region: 1-1245 (414 amino acids)
Biological process (GO): acetate metabolic process; phosphorylation
Molecular function (GO): acetate kinase activity
Source: RefSeq, a predicted model, not a curated record